Molecule: messenger RNA, 515 nt
Organism: Monoraphidium neglectum
Lineage: Eukaryota; Viridiplantae; Chlorophyta; Chlorophyceae; Sphaeropleales; Selenastraceae
Exons: 1
Source: RefSeq, a predicted model, not a curated record
CACGCCGACGACACCACCGUGCACACGGCCACAGCCGCGGAUGCCGCUGUAGCCCUUGCCGAAGCGGCGCAGCCGUUCUGUUCCGCAACGGGGUCGGUGCUGAACGUCGGCAAGUGCGAAGGCCUCACGCUCGGCUCCCACCCGCCGCUUGAGGGGCUCCACGCCGGCACGGGCGUCACUUUCCGCGGCCCCGCAGACACCAUCGGACACCUCGGCGUGCUUCUCACCAAGGGCGACCGCGACGCCGCGGCCGGCCGGAUGUGGCAGCGCUGCGUUGACGCCGUGGCGGCGCGCGCCCGCCUCUGGAGCGGCGUUGACCUGUCCCUGCUCGGGCGGCUGCACAUCGCCAAGUCCACCAUGGCGUCGACCGUGGUACACAUCGCGUCAUUCGUGGGGGCACCCGAGCGGCAGGCCGCGGCACUUCAAGCCUUCAUCGACGGCUACAUCUACGGCAAGCCCACCAACCCAGCCACCGACGACAGGCCCCUGAUCCACCACCCGCCCAGGGCGGCCAU